GGAACAACGAGACAAGUGACCGCAUUGAGUUGAAUGAGGCUACAAGAACCUAAAUAUACCAGGCCUUUGUACCUCUUUGUUUUCGUCAUCAAAUUUGAGGGGUCGAAACCUUACGAAGCAUCUGAAGCUUCCCCGCAGCUGUAUAUCAGGCGUAUCUGCUCCGCGACCAUCAAUGUAAUGAGUUGUUGUCUCGUUUCUUCAAAAUUAGAACUACCAUUCCAAACAGAUCGAUUUCUUGACCCCAGUCCUGUCUCCGAAAACGAAUACUAUGGCGACUGCAGCUUGCCCCGUCGUGGGAACCACCAACAGCACUCUUCCUCCGUCUCAUCCAGAGAUCGACCUGGACCAGCCCGGCCAGGUCUGUCCCGUCGUCGGAGCUAAGACCGACCACCACAAGAAUCUCCACAAGCACCCCUCGGUCCCGCUCCCUGCCGAUCACCCCGAGCACACCCACGCCGACGCGCAAAAAUGCCCCGCGCUGAGCAAGGUCCUUAGCCAGGAGAAGAGCCAGGCAAUGGAUGAUUCCAUUUGCCCUGUCGUGGGGACCGCGACGACAGUGUUGCCACCGGAUCAUCCGAGCACCGCCAAUGCUUCUGAGCAAGACGUGUGCCCUGUUACCAAGGCUACUGUAGGACAUCAUAAGGGCAAAAUCAUCGAACACCCAGCUGUUGAAGGUGCCGGACCUGGCGCCACAUGCCCAGUUACUGGUGCCAAGGCGUGAAGUACAAGUUCGAUUAUAGCGUAGUACACAGGCUCCGACGGGUUGGGACACAGGUUACAUCGGCUUUUAGGAUUUUAUCGGCUUCUGAAAGUGUUUUUUAUUACAACGCUACGACGUGGUCGACUAGGAUUUGUCCUACUCCUUGUGGCUUGUCGUCUUCCUCUUUCUAUUCGUAAUACAUAUCUAGGGGAAAAAAAUAUAGCUAAGGCUCCAGGAGCUUCAAGAUAAUGCAACAUACUCUAUCCCAUCUUCCUUCCUCAAUAUGAGCAGAAAACAGUUUCAGGAACUUGAUCCAGUCAUUUCAAGUUACCAAAGUGACUGUUGAUAGAAUACAGUAUUACGG
Messenger RNA from Pseudomassariella vexata, 1064 nucleotides. RefSeq lists its product as uncharacterized. The record is from RefSeq and is a predicted model, not a curated record. Bases 269 to 721 code for a protein of 150 amino acids. Lineage: Eukaryota; Fungi; Ascomycota; Sordariomycetes; Amphisphaeriales; Pseudomassariaceae. The transcript has 6 exons.